AGUAGAAUUACAAUUCAGUCCAAAUUCUAAAAUAUAUUUUAGGUGAUUCAUUGAGAGGAAGACUUCAUUCAUAAAAUGGGAAGAUGGGCGAUAGCAGUGCACGGCGGCGCCGGCAUCGAUCCGAAACUGCCUUUGGAGAGACAAGAGAAAGCCAAACACCUUCUUGCUCGUUGUGUUAACCUUGGUGCUUCUGCUCUUCGUACUAAUAAUCUUUCUGCCCUUGAUGUCGUUGAACUUGUUGUGAGAGAAUUAGAGACGGAUCCGGUAUUUAACUCAGGUCAAGGAUCAGUGUUAACCGAGAAAGGGACGGUGGAGAUGGAGGCAAGUAUAAUGGAUGGCCUGAAACGAAGAUUUGGCGCCGUAUCGGGUUUGAGCACAGUGAAGAAUCCGAUUUCACUAGCGCGACUUGUUAUGGAGAAGUCUCCUCACUCUUAUCUUGCUUUCUCAGGAGCUGAGGAGUUUGCCCGCCAACAGGGCGUGGAAAUGAUGGAGAAUGAGUACUUCAUCACACAAGACAAUGUGGGUAUGUUAAAGCAGGCUAAGGAAGCUAAUGCCAUCCUGUUUGAUUAUAGAAUACCAACUACGGGAUUGGAAAAUUGUUGUGCCGUGGAAGCAGACAAUCCAACAAUGAUGAACGGUCUACCAAUGAGCGUGUACGCGCCUGAGACAGUAGGAUGCGUAGUAGUGGACAAGGAAGGGCGAUGCGCAGCCGCCACAUCGACAGGAGGUCUGAUCAAUAAGAUGGUUGGGAGGAUAGGGGACUCCCCUAUCAUUGGGUCAGGGACAUACGCGUGUAAACUUUGUGCAAUAUCUUGUACCGGAGAAGGGGAGGCUAUCCUACGAGGAACGUUGGCUCGCGACGUAGCGGCUGUCAUGGAGUAUAAAGAUUUGAGGCUUCAAGAGGCAGUGAACUUUGUGAUUAAGGAGAGGCUUGAUGAUGGAGGCAAAGCUGGGCUUAUUGCUGUGUCCAAUAAUGGGGAAGUGGCGUAUGGUUUUAAUACAAAUGGUAUGUUUAGAGGUAGUGCAACCGAAGAUGGGUUCACAGAGAUUGGCAUUUGGGAGUAGAGAUUAUUAAUUACUAUCUCCGGUUCUUAAUACUCGCCAUAAAGAAGAAUUGAUUGUGAGACAUAAAAUAUUCUUUUGUUGCGAGUAAUAAAAAUUGGACUUAGUACUUUUUUUUUUUUAUUUUUUUUAUUUUUUUUACUAUGUCAUAGCUAAAAUUGUUAUCAAUCUUAAUGUUAUUGUUACAAAAAUAUUUGUCUAUUAUAAUUAUUUUUUUAUUUCAACACUUGAAGUUUGGUAGACUAAUCUUGUCUGUACUGUUUGAUUAUGUUAUUUGAAUAUUGAUAUAUGCAUGCACAAAGUUUCAUAUGCGGCUGGCCGCACCG
Molecule: messenger RNA, 1388 nt
Organism: Chenopodium quinoa (quinoa)
Lineage: Eukaryota; Viridiplantae; Streptophyta; Magnoliopsida; Caryophyllales; Amaranthaceae
Product: probable isoaspartyl peptidase/L-asparaginase 2
Exons: 4
Coding region: 76-1065 (329 amino acids)
Molecular function (GO): hydrolase activity
Source: RefSeq, a predicted model, not a curated record